Messenger RNA from Hibiscus syriacus, 1240 nucleotides. RefSeq names its product glycerate dehydrogenase. The coding region runs from base 36 to 1196 and encodes 386 amino acids. The record is from RefSeq and is a predicted model, not a curated record. Gene Ontology annotation, cellular component: cytosol. Lineage: Eukaryota; Viridiplantae; Streptophyta; Magnoliopsida; Malvales; Malvaceae. The transcript has 12 exons. Gene Ontology annotation, molecular function: glyoxylate reductase (NADPH) activity; NAD binding; hydroxypyruvate reductase [NAD(P)H] activity.
UUUUUGUUCACACAAUAGUUACACACUGUUUUUCAAUGGCAAAGCCAGUUUCGAUUGAAGUGUGGAAUCCUAAUGGGAAAUACAGAGUCAUCAGCACAAAACCCAUGCCUGGAACUCGAUGGAUCAACCUCUUGAUCGAACAGGAUUGCCGGGUCGAAAUAUGCACGGAGAAGAAAACAAUCUUGUCUGUUGAGGAUAUCAUUGCUUUGAUUGGCAAUAAGUGUGAUGGGGUGAUUGGACAGUUAACAGAAGACUGGGGAGACACUUUAUUCGCGGCCUUAAGCAGAGCCGGAGGCAAAGCUUUUAGUAACAUGGCUGUUGGUUACAACAAUGUUGAUGUUAAUGCUGCCAACAAGUGUGGUGUUGCUGUUGGCAAUACCCCUGGGGUACUCACAGAAACAACCGCAGAGCUAGCAGCUUCUCUUUCUUUGGCAGCUGCUAGAAGAAUCGUUGAAGCCGAUGAGUUCAUGAGGGCCGGCUUAUAUGAUGGAUGGCUUCCUCAUCUGUUCGUGGGAAACUUGCUUAAAGGACAGACAGUUGGUGUAAUUGGAGCUGGUCGUAUCGGAUCUGCAUAUGCCAGAAUGAUGGUUGAAGGGUUCAAAAUGAACUUGAUUUACUAUGAUCUUUACCAAGCAACGCGGCUAGAGAAGUUUGUCACAGCUUAUGGCGAGUUCUUGAAAAGCAAUGGAGAGCAACCUGUUUACUGGAAAAGAGCAUCAAGUAUGGAUGAGGUGCUUCGGGAGGCAGAUGUGAUAAGUCUUCACCCGGUCUUGGAUAAAACAACCUACCAUUUGAUUAACAAAGAAAGUCUUGCAACAAUGAAGAAGGAAGCAAUCCUUGUAAACUGUAGUAGGGGCCCGGUGGUAGAUGAAGUAGCUCUUGUUGAACAUCUGAAGCAAAAUCCUAUGUUCCGAGUUGGUCUCGAUGUCUUUGAGGAUGAACCUUUCAUGAAACCCGGGCUUGCUGAGAUGAAGAACGCUGUCGUCGUGCCACACAUUGCUUCUGCUUCGAAGUGGACUCGUGAGGGAAUGGCAACGUUGGCUGCUCUAAACGUCUUGGGCAAGAUCAAAGGAUAUCCAGUUUGGGGUAAUCCGAACCAAGUCGAACCGUUCUUGAAUGAGAACGCUCCACCUCCUGCAGCAUGUCCAAGCAUCGUCAAUACGAAAGCAUUAGGUUUACCGGUUUCGAAGCUAUGAGCACCAACGGUUGACCCCAGUCGCGGUCCGAGUAGAGUCUUCUA